CCGGUUUUGUUGCUUUUCAUAAGCUAGAAAGGCACCGAGGCGGCUUCAGUCUACUUCACUGAAGUUUAACUACAAAUAACUGCAUUUCUCGAAAUGGUUGUACUGAACAGGAACGCCAGCAAUGAAGAACACGAUAUAAUUCUGAUAGAAGAGCGCUGCUCUUCGUUGCCUAGCUCUCCUGCUAAACGGGUAUCUCCAGCCAAAAGGAAGCAGUUCUUCAUCAGCCAGGCCAUACGCAAUUCUGACCUUAUACCCAAAGCCAAGGGGAAAAAAAGUUUGAGAAGACAGGAGAAUACUCGCUACCUGGACAAUCUCCUGGAGCGGGACGAGUGCUCCAAAGAUGAGACGGAAGCGCGCGAGACGGCCUCAGCGACGGUUUUUACCGAAGCGUGGACAAAUGGAAACUAUAUGAAGUACUGGAGUGACUUCAUGAACCGCUCAGGAGAGGAGCAGGAGAGAGUGUUGGCCCAGCUGGAGCAGGAAACACCAAGACAGAUGAAUCCCUCCUUCACCGCUCAGGCAUGCUUCCAAAGAAUUGAUCGGAAGCUGCGUGCAACACUGAAACGCAAACACGUUCCCAAGACGACUCUGGAGAUCCUGGAAAGUGAUCUGCUGACGUUUUUUGAAGCUCAUCCACAAUCUACAUACGUUGCAGAACUUAGCAGCAGUUUUGAGAGACUGCUGCUUCACGCCAUCUGUCAGUACAUGGACCUCGCCUCAGCAAGCACCGACUGUAACGGCGCACGACAGACAAAGGUUGUCAACAAGCAAGGGGAGUUCCUUCCUCCUUCACCGUUGCUCUCGGCAUAUUUGGGUCAGAAGAGCUGAGAGAAAGGAGCGUAUUCCUGCACUGCCGCCUAAACCAGCCAGUAUGACCCGUAGAAGCAGCUUUAAAUAAUCCGCCUGAGUUCAGCUACAAAAUAAAGGCUUUGUUUUAGAAAGUGUGUCUUUCAGAAAGUAAGCUCUGUAAUAAGCUCAUGUACUGGUUACUUUUUCUUUCCAUAGACUUCAACUAGACCUUCAAUAGAGCACAAAAACAGUAAGUUUGCAUUAAAGCCCCAGCAGAUGUACUGUUUGGACUUAUAGGGCUUUUUAUAGGUGCUAGCAGUAAAUUUGAUAUAAAAAAAAUCAAUGAUGAUGAAAUGAUUUUCUUGGUACUUUUUAACAACAUAAGCUUUAUUUGUUUGUUACACAGUUUAGGUGCAAAGAUUUUUGUUUGGUUAUGAUACUUUGUGUAAAUCUCGCAUGAUUAGAACAACUUAAAUGUUUUAGCAAACUCAUUGGGCAUAGCAUCUCGAUUUAGCUCUUUGUGCAACAGUGACUCAGCGGAAAGAUUUUUCCGGGUAUCAGUUGUACCUUCUUAUUAUUGCGUGUCAGAUUUUUCAAGAUUGUACAAGGAAUUAUUGUUCAGACGUAUUGUUCAUGAUUCAGAUGUAUUGAGGCCGGACACAUGGAAAUGUGUUGGGAAAUCCUUUGGCCGUACUGAUUUUUUUUAAUGGAUAAUAACAUUUGGUCAAUAAUAUGUGCAGUGCUUGCAGUUUUUUCUUUUUACUCACUGUCCAGACCAUAUAUCAAUGGAUAACUGCCAUUUUAAAACGCUUUAAUAAUUAUCUUCUAAUUAUGCUCACAUUUCUUAUGAAAUGAUGUACAGUAGAAAUAGUAUUGACUUCUCCUUAAACAAAAACCGUGCCGUAUGUUGUGAUUUGUACAGUCUUUGUUUUAAUUAUGAUGGCGAGUUAAGAAUCCUCCAUCACUUCACACAACAGUUUACAGCGCAGAAAUUCGAAUACGAUUCGUCGUACGAUACUGAUCAUGGUGUAGGUCAUCAAUGUUAUAUUCACAUUAAGGAAGCCUCCAAGGCGUGUGGCCUCAGUGGACGUACGUUACUCGUUAACAUUAUUUUCACCUAUUGUCGACGUCAUGAAAUUGCCAAAAUCCAAAACCAACUUGCACUUCCAACUAUGCCUUAGACACGCAUGGGUGUUUGUCAGCGAUUAGUUGUCUUUUUUUUCUCACGUUAGAGCAACGAUCGCUGUAGUUUACACUGGGAGAAAAGUAUCAUCAGAGAUAUGACCAGUCAGGAGGUUGGUGUUGCAAACCAAAUUGUAUGUGUACAUUUCUCAUUUUCUCAGGCACCAAACCUCAUGAAUGUGAAUUUGUGUACACAUUGAACACUUUUUUUAAUUUUUUAUUUUUUUUUCUUCACAAAAGCCAGGUGUAUCAUACCUUUUAGGGCUUUUGUAGAGUAUCAACAACUUGUCUGCUUUUGUUAUUGUAUAUAUUACAUACUGUAAUAGGUCCAAAAGUCUGAAACUCUUUUUUUUUUUUCUUUUAAAAUUGUUGCAAUAGUUAAAACAACAAAAUAAAAAAGCGAUAAAUGUUAAAUACUUUGAAUAUGUAAUAUUCAAUAUUCUGCACUAUUUGUGGGUCUCUAUUUAAUAUAUAAGUGAUUUUGCGUGAAUUGUGCGUUCAGACUUUUGGACCCUGUCGUGUGUAGAGAUUCACAAUAAACCACAGGAUGCUUACAUGCGAGUCUCGGGUUGUGCGACCAAGUGGAAACUCCUGUUAAGAUGUUUUCGUAUUUAUAUAGCCGUUGUGUGAUGGGUUGCAAGCCAUGAAUGACUGUCUGAAUUUACAUUCAAAUAAAACAUUCAGUCAAUUCA
Messenger RNA from Silurus meridionalis, 2663 nucleotides. It is a transcript of the gene r3hdm4, whose product is annotated as R3H domain containing 4. The record is from RefSeq and is a predicted model, not a curated record. Gene Ontology annotation, molecular function: nucleic acid binding. The coding region runs from base 94 to 828 and encodes 244 amino acids. The transcript is spliced from 8 exons. NCBI's taxonomy places the organism in Eukaryota, Metazoa, Chordata, Actinopteri, Siluriformes, Siluridae.